CAAUUCGUCCCUGAAACCUCUCUUACGAAACUCAGGCACCAUUUUCUUCUUCCGCCGCCGCCAUGGAAUCACUUCCUCCGCCGCAAAACCAAUCAUCUCCGGCAACAACUCCGGCAAAAACUCUCCUCGGAAAAUACGAACUCGGUCGACGACUCGGUAGCGGAAGCUUCGCGAAAGUCCAUUUAGCUCGAUCAAUCGAAUCCGAUGAGCUCGUCGCCAUUAAAAUCAUCGAGAAGAAGAAAACAAUCGAAUCCGGUAUGGAACCAAGAAUAAUCAGAGAGAUCGAUGCGAUGCGUCGUCUUCGUCAUCAUCCAAACAUACUCAAGAUCCAUGAAGUUAUGGCAACCAAAUCUAAGAUCUAUCUCGUAAUGGAACUCGCUUCCGGUGGUGAACUUUUCUCUAAAGUCCUCCGUCGUGGUCGUCUUCCUGAAUCAACGGCGCGUCGUUACUUUCAACAACUAGCCUCCGCUCUUAGAUUCUCUCACCAAGACGGUGUCGCUCACCGUGAUGUGAAACCACAGAAUCUACUCUUAGAUCAGCAAGGUAACCUCAAGGUCUCUGACUUUGGUUUAUCUGCUUUACCGGAACAUCUCCAAAACGGAUUGCUUCACACGGCGUGUGGUACUCCGGCUUAUACAGCUCCGGAGGUUAUCUCGCGGAGGGGAUACGACGGAGCGAAAGCUGAUGCGUGGUCUUGUGGUGUGAUUUUGUUUGUUCUUUUGGUUGGCGACGUUCCAUUUGAUGAUUCGAAUAUCGCAGCGAUGUAUCGGAAGAUUCAUCGGAGAGAUUAUCGGUUUCCGAGCUGGAUUUCGAAACAAGCGAAAUCGAUAAUCUAUCAGAUGUUAGAUCCGAAUCCAGUAACGAGGAUGAGUAUUGAAACAGUUAUGAAAACGAGUUGGUUCAAGAAAUCUCUAGAGACUUCUGAGUUUCAUCGUAACAUUUUUGAUUCGGAAACAGAGAUGAAAUCGAGUGUUAAUUCGAUUACUGCUUUCGAUUUGAUCUCGUUGUCGUCGGGGUUAGAUCUUUCUGGAUUGUUUGAGGUUAAGAAGAAGAAGGAGAGGAGAUUCACCGCGAAGGUUUCGGCUGUUGAAGUGGAGGAGAAAGCGAAGAUGAUUGGGGAGAAGUUAGGUUAUGUAGUGAAGAAGAAGAUGAAGAAGGAAGGAGAAGCGAAGGUUGUUGGAUUAGGGAGAGGAAGAACUGUGAUUGUGGUGGAAGCGGUUGAGUUAACGGUGGAUGUUGUGGUGGUUGAAGUGAAAGUUGUUGAAGGUGAAGAAGAUGAUUCACGGUGGUUUGAUUUGAUUACAGAGCUUGAAGAUAUAGUUCUUUCAUGGCACAAUGACAUCAUGUAAAUAGAUUGUGACUUGUGGAUGUUAGUCUCUUUUUUGUUUUUGUUCAGUUUUGUAUAAUCUUGAAGAAAUCAAAUCUCCCGCUUCAU
Arabidopsis arenosa is the source of this 1435-nucleotide messenger RNA. The record is from the annotation of a GenBank genome assembly. Lineage: Eukaryota; Viridiplantae; Streptophyta; Magnoliopsida; Brassicales; Brassicaceae.